This is a messenger RNA of Acanthochromis polyacanthus (spiny chromis), 3042 nucleotides long. RefSeq names its product GTPase IMAP family member 8-like. The record is from RefSeq and is a predicted model, not a curated record. Bases 76 to 2760 code for a protein of 894 amino acids. NCBI's taxonomy places the organism in Eukaryota, Metazoa, Chordata, Actinopteri, Pomacentridae. Gene Ontology annotation, molecular function: GTP binding. The transcript has 11 exons.
AGCAUAUUGUCGGUACAUGUUGCUCACAGCAGAGACUUUAUAUUUGUCUUUUUGAUCAACAUCCUCAUCUGAACAAUGCAGACACGGGAGAACAGGAGAGGAUAUGAAGAACAUUUUGUCAGCGGUCGACACAUAAACCUGAAUGAUUUGAAGCAGGAAGCUCAACAUUUGGAAAACCAGUACCUCUACAAAGAAAACAUCCCAAACUCACCAAAGCCGGAGUUCCAUGUGACUCGUCUGAAACACGACACAGAUCAAGACGGGUUGAGUGGCAUCAGGACGGACGAAGGCUUCAGGGUUCCAUACGAAGCCUCAGAUGAUCCACAUGCAGGCGUCCUGUUGUGGUGGAGUCUGGCUGUGGGCCAUGAGGAGGUGAAGUCUGCUGAGAAGAGGCUCCUGCAGCAGAAAUUCUCCAACCUCACAGACGAUGAGGUCGCCAUGCAUCCCAGCUUCCUCUAUAAGUUUACCAGCUCUCCAGCCUUCUCAGAGAAGUCCAGACUGGGGUCAUACCGCUUCACCUUCAACCUGGAGGACGUACUGGAGGCCUACAGCCAGCAGUUUUGCUCUGGAGAUCAGCCGGUCAUGAGGGUCUACGAAACUGUCCUGUACAAACAGGAAGUGCAGCAUACUGUGUUGGUCCACAGUCCAGUCCUCAGUCCAGCCAAUCAGAAGCUCUUCUCUGAGUAUCCUCUGCUGACUGACGACCCGAACGCCGUCUGUGUUUACAGAGAUGGCCGCUUCAUCUGGAGGCCGUAUGCCAUGAGUGAGACUCACAGGUAUGAGCUGAUGGAGAUGCGUGAAAGAAACCGAAUGGACGCCACCAUGCGUUAUUGGAAACAGUUUUAUAUUUGGGAUAACGUCGCCAUCGCCCUGCAUGUGGACAAAGAGGUGCUGGAGUUCGAUGCUGAUCAGCUGAGAGGGAACCUAAAGUUCUGCCACCAUAGUGAACCAGCUAUUGGGACUUUUGAUAGUUUUGAGGAGGCUACAAACCAAGUUACAGAACUGUGGCCGGACUAUGACUCCCCACUGGAGGAGGAGUGUUCACUGGAGCAGCAUUUCACAGACCUCAGACUGGUUCUUGUUGGGAGGACUGGAUCAGGGAAGAGCUCCAGUGGAAACAUCAUACUGGGAAGAGACGCCUUCAGUACUGGUGGUGCUGCUGCAGGGAACGCUCAGUGCUGCCCACAGACAAAGAAGGUGUUCGACUGGAAAGUGACCAUCAUCGACACUCCUGGACUCUCGGAAACACGUGAAGUGAAGACGGAGAUCAAGAGAUGCGUCGACAUGUUGGAGGGGCCCCACGCCUUCCUGCUGGUCAUCAAGAUGGGGCCCCAAAUCAGUGAUGAACAAGAUGCUGUGAAGCAGAUGGAGGAGAUCUUUGGAGAGAAUAUCUGGAGGUACACCUAUGUAGUCCUCACCUACGACAAUCAGUUGGAGAUGGAGGUCCAGAUUCGGGAAGAAAACAAAACUGAGCUGAAGAAGAUCCUCCCCGGUGGAGUGGAAGACAGAUGCUACGUCCUCAAAGACAAGCAGCAGGUCUGGGAUCUGCUGGACGAGGUGGCCAAGACUGUCAUUCAGGACCUCAGACUGGUUCUUGUUGGGAGGACUGGAUCAGGGAAGAGCACCAGUGGAAACAUCAUACUGGCAAGAGACGCCUUCAGUACUGGUGGUGCUGCUGCCAGUUCAUCAUCAGGGAACAUUCACUGCUGUCUGCAGAUGGAGAAGGUGUUCGACUGGGAGGUGACCAUCGUUGACACUCCUGGACUCUCAGAAAAAUUAGAAAUACAGAAGGAGAUCUUAAAAUGCAUCGCCAUGUCAGCCCCAGGGCCCCACGCCUUCCUGCUGGUCAUUAAGGUGGGGCCCCAAAUCAAUGAAGAACAAGACACUGUGAGGCAGAUGGAGGAGAUCUUUGGAGAGAACGUCUGGAGCCACACCUUCGUAGUCCUCACCGACGACAACAAGUUGGAGAUGGACGUCCAAAUUUUGGAAGAAAACAAAACUGAGCUGAAGAAGAUCCUGCCCAGUCGAGUUAAAGACAGAUGCUACGUCCUCAACAACAACCAGCAGGUCUGGGAUCUGCUGGACGAGGUGGCCAAGAUGGCUGUAGAGAACAAAGUUUACUCCUGCAAGGAUAGAGUCAUCCAGGAUCUCAGACUGGUUCUUGUUGGGAGGACUGGAUCAGGGAAGAGCUCCAGUGGAAACAUCAUACUGGCAAGAGACGCCUUCAGUACUGGUGGUGCUGCUGCCAGUUCAUCAUCAGGGAAUGCUCAGUGCUGUCUGCAGAUGAAGAAGGUGUUCCACUGGAAGGUGACGGUCGUUGAGACUCCUGGAUUCUCAGAAACACCUGAAGUGAAGACUGAGAUCAGGAGAUGUGUCGACAUGUUGUCCCCGGGGCCCCACGCCUUCCUGCUGGUCAUCAAGGUGGGGCCCCAAAUGGAUGAAGAACAAGACACCGUGAGGCAGAUGGAGGAGAUCUUUGGAGAGAACGUCUGGAACCACACCUUCAUAGUCCUCACCUACGAUGACCAGUCAGAGAUGGAUGUUGAGCUUCAGUUGUACAAAACUAAAGCCAAGCUGAAAAAGAUCCUGAGAGUGGGAGACAGAUACUACGAACUCAACAUCAACUCCAGCGACUUCCUGCAGGGUUUCCUGAGCAAAGUGGAAAAGAGGGUUGCUGAAAAUAGAAGGAGGUUCUACUCUGUCCAGGACAGAGCCAGAAAAAGGAAGAUUAUAGAAGUUGAUGGCGCGAAUACAGAUUGAAGACAUGUUUUUAUGCACUGAUUUACUCCACAGAUAAAGUAUUUUUAACUGGACAUUUCAUUAUUUUUUUCUGUCUUUCCAUUCAUAAGAAAGUUGCAACAACACAGCACAAAAUAGAAAAUCAACAAACACCUGUGUGGCCCCUCAUCCUGUUUCUGAGUUUGCACAUUGAUUCCUUUCCUUGACUUACAGUAGAUCUUGUUUUCUGAUUAGACGUCAAACUACAUUUUUUUCUCAUUAUUUGUAUUCUGUGCUAUUACAAUAAAGUUCAACUUAAUCUAA